This is a messenger RNA of Octodon degus (degu), 948 nucleotides long. RefSeq names its product olfactory receptor 56. The record is from RefSeq and is a predicted model, not a curated record. The coding region runs from base 1 to 948 and encodes 315 amino acids. Gene Ontology annotation, molecular function: olfactory receptor activity; G protein-coupled receptor activity. NCBI's taxonomy places the organism in Eukaryota, Metazoa, Chordata, Mammalia, Rodentia, Octodontidae. The transcript has a single exon. Gene Ontology annotation, biological process: G protein-coupled receptor signaling pathway. Gene Ontology annotation, cellular component: membrane.
AUGAGAGUAUGGUCAAACCAAUCAUCUAUAGAUGGAUUCAUCCUCUUGGGCAUCUUUUCCCACAACCAGACUGAUCUUGUCCUCUUCUCUGCAGUUAUGGUCGUCUUCACAGUGGCACUCUGUGAAAAUGUUCUCCUCAUCUUCCUCAUCUAUACAGAUCCUCAACUUCAUACACCUAUGUACUUCUUUCUCAGUCAACUUUCUUUCAUGGAUCUUAUGUUGGUCUGUGAUAUUGUGCCAAAGAUGGCAGUCAACUUCUUGUCUGGCAGGAAGUCCAUCUCUUUUGUGGGAUGUGGCAUACAAACUGGAUUUUUUGUCUCUCUUGUGGGAUCUGAAGGGUUGUUACUGGGACUCAUGGCUUAUGACCGCUAUGUGGCCAUUAGCCACCCACUCCACUAUCCCAUCCUCAUGAAUCAGAGGGUCUGUCUCCAGAUUGCUGGGAGUUCCUGGGCCUUUGGGGUAUUAGAUGGAAUAAUUCAGAUGGUAGCAAUCAUGAUCUUACCCUACUGUGGUUCAAGGAAUGUGGAUCACUUCUUUUGUGAGGUGCCAGCUUUAUUGAAGCUGGUGUGUGCAGAUACAUCCCUUUUUGACACUCUGCUGUUUGCUUGCUGUGUCUUUAUGCUGCUCCUUCCCUUCUCUAUUAUUGUGGCCUCUUAUGCUCGCAUUCUGGGGGCUGUGCUCCGUAUGCACUCUGCUCAGGCUCAAAAUAAGGCUCUGGCGACAUGUUCUUCCCACCUGGCGGCUGUGUCCUUCUUUUAUGGGGCAGCCAUGUUUAUCUACCUGAGGCCAAAGCGUUACCGGACCCCUAGCCAUGACAAGGUGAUCUCUAUCUUCUACACAGUGCUUACUCCUAUGCUCAACCCCCUCAUCUACAGCUUGAGAAACAGGGAUGUGAUGGGUGCCCUGAGGAGAUCACUGAUGCGUUAUAGUGUUGGCACCCAGCAAUGA